Molecule: messenger RNA, 3048 nt
Organism: Papaver somniferum (opium poppy)
Lineage: Eukaryota; Viridiplantae; Streptophyta; Magnoliopsida; Ranunculales; Papaveraceae
Exons: 10
Coding region: 1-3048 (1015 amino acids)
Source: RefSeq, a predicted model, not a curated record
AUGGAUAUGGAGAUAAGAGAACAUGUCAGACAAAAUACUCUUUUCACUGUCAAUAAUGGGAACAAAUUGAGUUUUGGUAAAGAUAGAUGGUUGGGUAUCAAUACUCUGCAACAUUCUUUUUCUGCUAUCUACAAACUUUCUAGAAAGAAAAAUGCCUCUGUUAGGGCAAUGGUUUCUCCAGAUGGUGCAUGGCAUUUUGGUUCUAAAAUAAAUCCUAAUGAGAUUGAAUUGGGAAACUGUCUUUCUUCUUCAACAGCUGGUGGAACUUCAUCAGAUACAUUGCUUCACUUGGCAUUCUUUUCUGUGCUGGGAGACUGUGUCGACAAGGCUGUGUUUCUUGAGCCAUCCCCGAUUUCUUUUUUACCUCCUGAAUCUGUGUUGUCUCAAGAAGAAUUUGAGAAUGAAUUUAAUCUCAUGAUGAUAGAUGCAAUGGACCCUAUGGAUGCUUCUCCUUCUUCAGCCCAUGACCCCAAAUGGCGCCACUUGUUGAACUUAACUAGGAAAUACAAACUGGAUAAUAUUUGUCUGUUAGAAACCAUGGUAGAUGCUGAAACAGUUAGUAAAUACACUCAUCACUUGCCUUUUGAUGCUUGGUCUAUCAUUCCUGCUGUGGGUAAAUCUAGGGGUCUUGUAUUUGGUCAUUUUGAAAAGUCGAAUAUUGAAGUUCUUGUUGGGAUGAAAAAUCAAUGGAACUUUCUAACCAAUAUGAACGAGAACAACAACAAUCCUUGGUUAUUAGUCGGAGAUUUUAACUUCAUCUUGCAUAGUUCUGAAAAACAAGUUGGUAAUCCAGAUAAAUCUUUUCCUCCUAAUUUUGUUAGAGAAAAUCUUUUAAAGAUGAAUAUGAAUGAAGUGUUUUCGCUUGGCAAUCCUUUCACUUGGUGUAAUAGAAGAUUCAAAAAUCCUACUGAUUUGAUUUUUGAAAAGCUAGAUAGGGGAUUUAUGAAUGAUAAGUGGGUCACAACUCUUCCUCAUACUAGAGUCACCAAUUUAGUGAGAGUCUACUCUGAUCAUAGCCCUAUAUUGGUUAAGUGUUUUCAUUGGAAAAAGAAUAUUAAUAUUCCUUAUAAAUUCUUUAAAUGUUGGCAACUUAAUCCUGACUUCAAAGGUGUGCUACAUACUUCUUGGUCUAAAACUGUAAAAGGUAGAUUAAAUUCGGAGUUAGAAAAACUUCAGGCUUUAACUUAUUCUCCUCAAAUUGGUGGUUAUAUCCUAAAUUACUCUCAACAGUUGGACUAUUGGUAUGAAGUUGAACAUAGUUUCUACAUACAAAAAUCUAGAAUCGACUACUUUACACAGUCUGACGGGAACACUCACUUUUUUCAUAAUACUGUGAAACUGAGAAACAUGUACAAUACAAUUCACAUCAUUAAAGAUGAUCAAGGUAACUGGAUUGAGAAUAGAGAGCAGGUUGCUGAUUUGCUUUCUAAACAUUUUAAGAAAAUUUAUACUACUUCCAACCCUGGGAAUAAGGAUAUUGAAGAAGCUCUAAGACAGUUUCAUGAUAAUAUUGUUAUCACCCAUGAAAUUCUUCAUUCCUUUAGAAAGAAAAAGAAAAAUUCAAAAAAUGGUCACCUUUCUAUUAAGCUUGAUUUAUCUAAAGACUGGUGUCAAAUGAUCUUGCAAUGUAUCAGUAGAGUUUCUUAUUCUGUUCUGGUUAAUGGCUCACCUGGAGACACCUUCAUUCCUACUAGGGGCAUUAGGAAGGGUGAUUGCCUUUCUCCUUACAUAUUUAUUAUUUGUAUGGAAGUUCUGUCUCAACUGCUUAUAAAAGCUGAAGAUGAAAAACUGAUUCAGGGUUUUAAGUUCAAAAAGAAUAGUCCGUCGAUUUCACAUUUAUUUUUCGCAGAUGAUUGUAUGUUAUUUGCUAAAGCUUAUGUUACUUAUGCUAGGAACCUUAUCAAGAUUAUUAAUGUCUUUGCUAAAGCUUCAGGUCAGGCGAUAAAUUUUGAAAAGUCGGGUUUCAUCACUAGUGGUACCCCAUUAUUUAUAGGUAAAGAUAAAACUAAAUCCUUCAAUUUUCUCAUUGACAACUUUUAUGCUAGAUUGAGUUCUUCUAAGAAGUCCAAUUUAAAUGUUGCUGAACCUUCUGGUGGUCAAAAAAAUCCUAAACAUGUUGCUUACUUUCGUUCUUGGGGUGAUAUUGGUAAAGCUAAAUCGAGUGGAGGUUUAGGUAUUGGGAAUACUUAUGCCACUAAUAGAAACUUAUUAGAAAUUGACAAAGCUGCUGAUACUUCAUCCUGGAUCUGGAAAGGUAUUGUAAAAGGGUUACACUUUAUCAGAGCUAAUUCAGUGGUAAAAAUAAACAAUGGGGUUUCUACUCGUAUAUGGAGUUCUAACUGUAUUCCAGGGUUUAGUAAUCCUCCUAUUUCUGCUCAUUCUUCUCGCAGUAAUUAUAUCUUUGUUAAUGACCUUAUAGAUAAUCAUAAUAAGUGUUGGAAUGUCAGUCUGUUAUCUACCUUAUUUUCUCCUGAUGAUGUUAUCAGAAUUAGAUCUAUUAGGUUAAAUCUUAAUCAGUGUAACUCCUUAAUGUGGGGUCACACCAUAAAUGGUAAGUUUACGAUUAAGUCAUCAUAUAGAAUUUAUAUGAAUGAUUUUAGUUCCUCUGAAGAUUCGGCUUUUUGGAGGAAAGUUUGGGGUAUUGAUUGUCUGCCAAAGAUUAAGUUCUUGUUGUGGAAAAUUUUCGCUCAAAUGCUUCCUGUCAACUCUAUGCUUCAGCUUUAUAACCCGUAUGUGGAUGUGAUUUGUCCUCUCUGUCAUUGCCAUGAAGAAACUUUAUUGCACUUUUUUGUGAAAUGCUCUAUCGCUUCUCAUAUUUGGUUUGGAGUUUCUUUACAGCACUUGAUCCUUACAAAUUUGGACUGGAUUGAUGACUUUUUUCUGUUUUGGCAUGAUUCAGCUCUUGGUAUUUCUCCUUUUAAAGUCUCUUGGCCUAGUAUUGGUGCUAUUGUCAUGUGGUGUAUUUGGAAGUUAAGAUGUGAUGUGCUUUUUAGACAGACUACUAUUGAUUUGAACAAGGUCAUUUUGGAAACUAAGAAAAAUGAUUAA